Molecule: messenger RNA, 6907 nt
Organism: Manacus vitellinus (golden-collared manakin)
Lineage: Eukaryota; Metazoa; Chordata; Aves; Passeriformes; Pipridae
Gene: ASB14
Product: ankyrin repeat and SOCS box containing 14
Exons: 10
Coding region: 841-2625 (594 amino acids)
Biological process (GO): intracellular signal transduction
Cellular component (GO): cytoplasm
Molecular function (GO): protein binding
Source: RefSeq, a predicted model, not a curated record
AACAGUUACUGCUAUAGUUCUCAAAUUCUCAUUCCAAAAACAUGAGAGUUUUUACGAGGAAACUGGACUUUUAAUUCCUUCUUUUGUUGAUACCAUUUGUCAGGUCAGAUUAUUAAACAUUACUGGCCUGUGUGAAAGAAACAUGGACAAAGUCCCAGCCUGUCUCAUGAUCGGGUAUUUAUAGGGAGCUAUUAAUGGACAUGGGCUCUACAGAGAUCAUUUGCAAUCCUGAAAAUAUCACUUUCAACUUAAUAAUUACUUCUUCAAAGUGUGAGGUCUUCCCUCUUUCAGAAGGUGAGGAAAACCAGUAUAUUUUCUCAAUUCAUAGGAAAAUUAGUAGUCAGUUUGUGAAAAAGAAGUAGUCUAGACUUAAAAUGUUUCUGUACUCACUGUGCCGUAGUAUAAUCCAUUACUAACAGUCUGUGUAUGUUGCUAAUAAUAUUUCUCUUCUUUGCUACAUGUGCUAUUACAGAGCAAGGCCUUGCAAUCACACAUUAGGUGGAUCAGGUAACAAAUUAAAUGCUGCAGGUUUGCUGUGAAUUACUGCUGCCCAACUUUAGGAUGUUUCUAGAAUUACUCCAAACUUUGUAAGUGACAUGUUGACAACUUCCUUAAUUUUGCUGUGCUCAUUCAUUUUGCCAAUUUGUUUACUUGCUUUCAGUUUUACUUAUUUAUUUUAUUUUAUUUUUCCCUGUAGUUUUGAGGGUUUCUUUCAGGCCAACUGUCUUGGAAGACAGAGGUGGAUGUUUUGAUGAGAUUGAACCUGAAGAUUUAACAUCUGCUUCCAAUUAAAAAGCAGUGUUUCCCUGCACAAAGUGAUCCAGGUUGUGCUGGUUUGCCAUGUAUAAUUCUAUGUAUAUGUUUGAUGACAAUUCUGAUGAAGAAAUCCCUACCCAGCAAGCUAUUCAGGAAAGCUUACAAGAGAGGCAUAAAAUUGAAACAAGUGGCUGUGCAACAGAGGCUGAAAGUUUCCAGUCUACUGCAAGUGAAGAACAUGGAAAGAUAAUUGCAGCAAUUCAGACAGGCCAAGAAGAGACCUUGAAGAAGUUGGUGAAGCACAGUUCUGCCUUUGAAGAAGCAGAUGAGCAAGGCUGGCUUCCUGUGCACAAAGCUGCAGCACAGCUAAAUAAGAACAUCCUUGAAAUAACUAUGAAAGCCUCCAAUGCCAGUACGUGGGAACAGACCACUCUAAAAGGGGAAACACCUCUGCUGGUGGCAGUAAGGAACUGCUUUGUGGAGAACGUCUGCCUGCUCCUGAUCAAUGGCUGCAAUCCCAAUGUUAAGAAUGAAGAGGGAGAUUCUCCUUUAGUUAUAGCAAUUAAACAGGAUUCCUAUGAGAUUGCCUCCUUGUUGAUAAGAUCUGGUGCCAAAGUGGAUUUGCAGUGUGUCCACAAGAGAACUGCUCUACACGAGGCAGCCAGACUGGGCAGGAAGGAUCUGGUGGAGCUUCUCCUUCAUUCCGGAGCGGAUCCUGACCCUCGCAGUGGAUAUGGGCUCACACCUCUAGCACUGGCUGCACAGAUGGGACACACAGAAAUUAUGGAGCUCUUACUGCACAAAGGUGCAGAUGUUCUUUCACAGGCAAUGGAUUGUGCUUCUGUAUUAUUUGAAGCAGCAGGAGGAGGAAAUCCAGAUUCUGUGAGUCUUUUACUAGAAUAUGGGGCUGAUGCCAAUGUACCAAAGCACUCGGGUCAUUUGCCAAUCCACAGAGCUGCAUAUAGAGGACACUUUCUAGCCCUAAAAUAUUUAGUUCCAGUUACUGAUUUUGCUGCCAUUAAAGAAAGUGGGAUAAGUCCAGUUCACUCAGCAGCAGCAGGAGCACAUCCACAGUGCCUCGAGUUUCUCCUCAAGUCUGGGUUUGAUGCCAAUUUUAUGCUGGAUCAGCGAGUUCGCAAAGGCUACGAUGACCACCGCAAAUCAGCCCUGUAUUUCGCUGUGUCCAACGGGGAUCUCUGUUCCACACGGCUGCUGCUCAACGCCGGAGCCCUGACAAACCAGGAUCCCAUCAACUGUCUGCAAAUCGCCCUGAGGAUGGGCAAUUACGAGUUAAUGAACCUGCUGCUCCGCCACGGGGCCAACGUGAAUUACUUCUGCAGGGUGAACACCACGCACUUCCCCUCGGCGCUGCAGUACGCCCUGAAGGACGAGGUCAUGCUCAGGAUGCUGCUCAACUACGGGUACAACGUGCAGCGCUGCUUUGACUGCCCCGGGGGAAACCACUGCCACUCGCAGUAUGUCACUGACGGCUGGACCUCCACUGUCAUCAAAGACACGAUGUUCUGUGAAGUGAUAACCUUGUCAUGGCUGAAGCACCUGUCUGGGAAGGUAGUGCGAGUGAUGUUAGACUAUGUUGAUCACGUCAAGAUCUGCUGGAAGCUUGAAGCAGUCCUCAAAGAACAGAAACUCUGGCCAGACAUCCAUUUCAUUUUAACAAAUCCUCGCUCUCUGAAGCAUCUCUGUCGUCUGAAGAUCCGGGAGUGCAUGGGCCGGCUGCGGCUCCGCUGCCCUGUCUUCAUGACCUUCCUUCCACUGCCAAACUGCCUGAAAGACUACAUACUGUACAAGGAAUAUGACCUUUAUGGACAGGAAAACUUCACAGGAAUCUACAACUUCAGCUGUACAUAAGUAUUAGCUCUAUAUUUUAAAGGGAAUGUUAUCAUGGAUAAGACUGUUGUGCAGCUGCUUUUUUCUUUGGGGAUUUUAUCUCCUAUGUGUAUUAAGGAACGCCAGCAUUCCCCUCUUGCCCCCUGAAGAAACUAGGGAGAACCCCAAAAUGUAAGUAUUGAUGAUCCCAUUCUACAUAUCUCCUGGACUAUGACCUACCUGAGAGUUGUGGCAACAGUAUUUUAAAUGCCUACUGUGACAUGUUGAGGAAAUGUAAAAUGCAGGGCUGCAAUCCUUGUGUUACUGCUCAGUUAAACCCUGUUGUAUCAGAUAACCCUACCCCCACUGCAGGGUUAAACCCAGGGUUUAGUAAAAGGUCAGGGAUUUAACUAAAACCAGGAAGGGACGUAGUUCUUUUUUCUCUUGUACUUUCUCUUCUUUUCACAAGAAGUUUUUAUUUGUGAGGUUCUACAAUGACCUUCUGAAGAGCAGCUCAAGUAGAUUUUUUUUUUUUGCUCACCCUAUCAAGCAAUCCCACAUUCUAGGCAAUGUAAUGGGAUUAAGCUACAGAAACCUCUGCUUAUCCCAGCAGCUCGUGUGACAUACCAGUGUUUCAACAGGGCAGCACUGCUGAAAGCUGUUAGUUCUGCAGCUCAUGCUCAGGGGCUGGUACGUCUCAUCCACCAUGGACUUUGAUUACUCUCUCUCUAGAACUAGGCUUUCCUUUUACAGUGCUGGCCAAAGCCAUGCUUGCAAUUUUUGAAGUUUAUCUCCAUAGAGCUGCAGCUUAAGCUUUUGGAGCACUGUUAUUUUAGGAAGUCUGACAGAAGUAUUAGGAAUACCUAUAGCACGCCUGUAUUUUCUAGCAGUACUGCAAAUGUCAGUUCAUAUUUUAGAAAAAAAAAGAAGUUCAUCAACACAUUUGGCAUUAGUAGUAUUUAUUCCUUCAUUAUCAAGUAAGCAUAUUUUUUUUUUCUAGUUAUACAUGCAUCUUUAUCACGGAAGUUACAGAAUUCAAAAGUCUGCUUUUCCCCAGAAAAAUCUACAAACCUUAUAAAAUACAAAUUUAACCAUAAUGUAGUUAUGACCCAUGGCUUUUUACAUGGUGCUUAUCAUAUAGUAACCUACUGAAGCCCGUGAAGGUGAGUCCAGUACCCAGGUUGGUGCUGUGCUGUUCCCAUAACACCAGCUCUGCAGGGCCUGUCACUGUCCUGUGUGACAGCCCCACCACAGGCACUGCACAGCCCCUGCCACAGCCCCACCACGGGCACUGCACAGCCCCUGCCAUGGCUCCUCCUCAGCUUCAGUCUUGGAUUGUUGCAAAAAUAAGUUAUCAGCAUUCCCAAGUAUAACAACUUCCUCUGAGGUUAUCUGGCAAUAUGUAUGGAAAUGGAGAGAACUGAGCUACACUUGAUGACAGAGGGAGAUAACUGCAUGUUAGAGCUUUGUUUAAUGGAAGGGAACACGUCCUGUCACCAGUAAUGGUACUUCCUGAAAGUCAGUAUUAUGAGAAAUGCAGGAGGCUUUUGCAUCAGUACAAGUCCCACCCAGAAAGUUACGAGAGUUAAGCUUUUAUUUAAUCUACAAAAUGCUGACUGGAGCCCUGGCACAAUAGGGUUACUGUCCAUGUUUCCAAGAUUAAGACACAACAAUCAGAGUUGACAUAAAUAUGCCAUUGGUGGUUUUUAAUACAGCUAUUCAGGGAAAAUGUGCAAGUCAGUCUCAAACAUUGCAAAAAUCACUUACACUUCACCAGAACAGGACCAAUCCAGAACAUCAUUGUAAGAAUUUGACCACUCCACUCUAUUAUAAAAAUGACCAGAAAGAUUGUACAAAGUCCUUGUCUUGCAAUACAAAGUUCAUUAGGAAUACAAGUGCAUUCACAAUGACACACUGACUUAUUCUUGUCAUGACAACUUAGAUACCACUGUGGCAAAGGAAAAAAGAAAAGCAACUUAGUGCUUGAUUAAAAAGAAAAGCCUUGGAGACUAAUUACCUUGCAAGAAUUUUUGUAAUACAGAUCAAGAGAAAUAAUAUAAAAUAUCAGCUUUUGCUGUCGGACUAGACAAUACCUCUAUUAAAUUCACUAAGCAGUGGCAGGUUUUCUUUCUCUAGGUGACUUAUUUCUGAAAUAACAAGAGACUAUAUUGUUAACAUAGUUCUCUCCAUUGGCUCUUCCCAAAUUCUGUGCAACUACUUAAUCAGAAUUUACCUUAAAACAUAAACACAGUCAAAUUUACCUCUUUAUAUCAAUGUACAUAAAUUAUAGCUUCAUAAAUCACUUCAGCUGUUUCAGGAUUUUCAGCUCUGAGUUUACAUCCAUAUAAAGAGAAAAUCUGACAACUUUAUAAGGGGAAAUGUUCCUUAACCCUGAAAUAUUACUUUACUGUUAGAUAGUAAAUUGUCUUGAUACAAUUUCAAACCUAAACAGAUUAAGGAAGCAAGACUAUGAUAUUCAAAUGACUUUACAUUACUUGCUUGUAACCACUUAUAUAUGGUUAAGUUGUACAUGACUUUGCCCUUGUGCUCUGCUUUAGACUUGGCCACAUCUACCAGAGCCCACAGAGGAGUGCCAGGGAUUAUCUAUAAUGCAAUAAAAUGCACACCCAUAAGCACACUUGAUAUGUUUUAUAUAGAUGCCAUUACAUACAUAAAGAAUGUAUGUAGCUUGAAACAGCUGACAGCAAGACUUGCUUGUUCUGCAGCAUGAAAACCUACAGAGUUACAAGGUUAACAUCCCCUCACCUAAGGGCUAAAAUUGUGGCAGGAACUAUGAGGCUGCAAUUAGCAACAUAACAAGUUAAUCCUGAACACCUCUGCCAAUCAGUACCUGCACAAAGUCACUUCGAAAUCAUGGACUUGAAAGAAUGUUUUCAGGAGUGACUAAAAUAAUAGUAGAUGCACAUGAAGCAAACUACAGCUUCAGGUGGAAGUACUUGUAAGAUCAGCCUUUGAGUAAAAGGCAAUAGGAAAUAAUGAACAGGAGAAACAAAUUACAGGAGAGGAAAUCAACCAGUAAUUUAGUCACAAUAAUAAAAUGCUCAGGUGGUGAAAUCCUACCACAGCAGUUCCCAGCAGAACCCAGCAGAACCCAGCAGUUCCCACUAAAAGUCAUGUUCUCAAGGAAAAUACUAAGCAUUCUGAUUUCUUUUUUUAAUUAACAAAACUGUUUUCUAAUGAAGUAGUUCUAGACCUCAUAGGAAGAAAAGGUACCAAAUAGUUCUUUAUUUUGGGAAGGAGACCAUGGAUAAUAACUCAGCAACUAUUUUUGCCUUGAGAUAAUUCUAAUUACAGAGCUGUGUGAUCCUUCCCUUGGGCAAAGCUCUCACCCCCCUGAUAACUCAAUGCACCAUUCCCAUCUGACUUCCUCCCCUCUGCUGACCUUCUUGCUCAUUUUAUACCAGUGAAACUCCCCUAAAUAAGCAAAAAAACCAACCCCCUCAUUUCAUUCAUGAAGAUCAAUCUGUUUUAUUUACUCUCUUCAAUCAUGUCCCCUUCUUUAAGUGGUUAAGAUGAAAAUCAUCCAACACAAGUGCAAGGCACCUCACUCCUAUGCUGUCUGUUUUAGAAAAUUACAUUUAACAGCAAUGGAAAACUACAUUUCAGGCAAUGGAAAGCCUGAAAAUCAAAUGGAAUAAUUCCAAUCAUGUAUUGCUGAAUCUGAAAAAUCCCAUACGGUGGUGAAUUCACCUGCCACUUUAUUUGCCUUUCUUCCCCACCUUUGCAGAUUUAGAUCUAAAAUUGUAAUAGUAGGUUUCAAGAAAAAAAUACAGUAAUUCCAUUUUUGGACAUUUCUUCAAUAAGGCUAACGCAGAACAGGCUACACAUCAGAAAUGCUUUGUCAUGAGACUGCUCAUCUAUUACCUGUCCUCCCUCUGGAGCCUGGGCUACUGCAGCUCAAGUGCUUAACACAAUCCUUCCCUGACCAGAUGAAGACUGGGUUCUAGACACUGGAGAUCACUGAUUUCAUAGUCUUCCUGUGCUGUUUCUAAACUACUUCAUCUUCAGCAUGUACUUGAGAAAGAUACAAGUCAUAGCAGCAACCUUGAGCUGCCCUGUGAUAUUAUUUGAUAGAAAACAGAAAUAUCAGUAAAUAAAAACAAACAAAAACCCCAAACUAAUGAAACAUGAACCAGAAUAAUUUGGAGAGACAAACUGGCUGCACUGCACUCUCUCUAAGCCUUGAUUUAGGCCCAAAAUGGGAAAAAUUUGGAUUUGCAGCCUCUGUACAUUUUUGUGGGAAAGAAUUAAUAUAGUCUCUUAAGGAUACUAGAUAUGAAAUAAAAAUGCCACUCUCUUAAAA